Molecule: messenger RNA, 313 nt
Organism: Telopea speciosissima
Lineage: Eukaryota; Viridiplantae; Streptophyta; Magnoliopsida; Proteales; Proteaceae
Product: conserved oligomeric Golgi complex subunit 1-like
Exons: 2
Coding region: 32-313 (93 amino acids)
Biological process (GO): intra-Golgi vesicle-mediated transport
Cellular component (GO): Golgi apparatus; COG complex
Source: RefSeq, a predicted model, not a curated record
UGUACAACUUAAUCGAGUGUAUACUGGUACAAUGCAGAAGUCUUCCUCCACCGAGUCAAACAUAAUGAGAUGUUCUACAGUUCCACGCUUCAAGUACCUUUCAAUCAGCGCACCAGCACUGUCUUCAAGAGGGACAUCGAAAUCAUCUCUUCCAAUGACCUCUGUUGAUGUUGCUUCUCGAAGCUCUUGGAAGACAAUUUCUAGUGGAGAACUCUCUCCAAAGCUUGAUUUUGAUGAUAACUCGAGUUUUGGGAUUGCUACACCAUUUUUGAAAUCUUUCAUGCAGGUAAAAGGCCUUACUUUUUUUGUUUGA